Molecule: messenger RNA, 4364 nt
Organism: Miniopterus natalensis
Lineage: Eukaryota; Metazoa; Chordata; Mammalia; Chiroptera; Miniopteridae
Biological process (GO): regulation of DNA-templated transcription
Source: RefSeq, a predicted model, not a curated record
GUGCUAAGACAAGGUCAGCUCAAAGACGUGACCUCCAGCCUGCUGUCACUCACGCAGGAGGGGACGGGACCUUGCAAACUGUCCAAUCAGGGGAGUCGCUGGUAAUGUACGUGAGGGCGGCGCUCUGAUGACAGCGUGGACGGCGUGUUCCUACCUUCUCUCGCCCUCCGCUCGGGAUCCGUUCUCGCUAUUCUCAAAGGCCUCAGGUAGCUCUGCCACAUCCUCUGUCGUUGUGACCUGCACUUGCUGCAGGAGUCAUAGGGUGGAUGACAGGGAGCCCCCGAAGUCGGGAAAUGAACCAAGUGGCCUUUGAGGAUGUGGCAGUAAACUUCACCCUGGAAGAGUGGGCCCUGCUGGAUCCUUCGCAGAAGAAACUCUACAGAGAUGUGAUGCAGGAAACCUUGAGGAACCUGGCCUCAAUAGGAAGAAAGUGGGAAGACCAUAACAUUGAAGAUCAAUACAAAAACCAGGGGAAAAAUCUAAGACAUCAUAUGGUAGAGAGAUUCUGUGAAAGUAAAGAAGGUAGUCAAUGUGGAGAAAACUUCAGCCUUAUUUCAAAUCUUAAUCUGAACAAGAAAACUUCUACUAAAGUAAAACCAUGGGAGUGCAGUGUGUGUGCAAAAGUCUUCAUGAGUCGUUCAUCCCUUACUAGGCACACGAGAUCUCACACUGGGCCCAAACCAUACAAGUAUCAGGAAUAUGGAAAGAAACCUUACAAAUGUAAGAUGUGCGGGAAAGCCUUCAGUUAUCUUCAGCCUUUUCAAAAACAUGAAAGAAAUCACAGCGUAGAGAAAUCAUAUAAAUGUAAGGAAUGUGGAAAAUCCUUUAGGUAUCGCCAAUCUGUUCGCAAACAUGAACGGACUCACACUGGAGAGAAACCCUAUCAAUGUAAACAAUGUGGGAAAGCCUUUAGAUAUCAUCAAACCUUCCAAACACAUGAAAGAACUCACACAGGAGAGAAACCCUAUGAAUGUAAGCAGUGUGGUAAAGCCCUCAGUUGUCCUAGUUCCUAUAGAAGUCAUGAAAGAACUCAUACUGGAGAAAAACCCUAUGAAUGUAAAAAGUGUAGUAAAGCCUUCAGUUGUCCCAGUUCUCUUCGAAAACAUGAAAGAACUCAUACUGGAGAGAAACCCUAUGACUGUAAGGAAUGUGGGAAAGCCUUUAUUUCUCUUGGAAGCUUUCAAAGACACAUGAUAACACAUACUGGGGAUGGACCUUAUAAAUGUAAGGACUGUGGGAAAGCAUUCAACUGUCCUAGUUCAUAUCGAAUACAUGAAAGAUCUCACACUGGAGAAAAGCCCUAUGAAUGUAAACAAUGUGGUAGAGCCUUCAGUUGUUCCAGUUCCUUUCGAACACAUGAAAGAACUCACACUGGAGAGAAACCCUAUCAAUGUAAAGAAUGUGGAAAAGCUUUCCAUUGGCUCACAACUUUUCAAGUCCAUGUGAGAACUCACACUGGAGAGAAACCCUACAUCUGUAAGCUAUGUGGUAAAGCUCUCAGUUGUCCCACUUCCUUUCGAAGACAUGAAAGGACUCACAGUACAGAGAAACCUUAUGAAUGUAAACAGUGUAGGAAAACCUUCAGUUCUGCUCUAGGUUUGCAAAUACAUGAAAGAACUCACACUGGAGAAAAACCCUAUAAAUGUGAGGAAUGUGGGAAAGCUUUUGUAUCUCUCACAAGCUUUCGAAGACACAUGAUGACGCACACUGGAGAUGGACCUUAUAAAUGUAAGGAAUGUGGGAAAGCAUUUAACUGUCCGAGUUCAUUUCGAAUACAUGAAAGAACUCACACUGGAGAGAAACCCUAUGAAUGUAAAAUAUGUGGUAAAGCCUUCAGUUGUUCCAGUUAUGUUCAAGUACAUGAAAGAACUCACACUGGAGAGAAACCUUAUGAAUGUAAGGAAUGUGGGAAAGCCUUCAUUUAUCGCACAACCUUUCGAGGUCACAUGAGGGUGCACACUGGAGAGAAACCAUAUAAAUGUGAAGAAUGUGGAAAAGCCUUUAGUCGACCCAGUUCAUUUAGAAGCCAUGAAAGAAUUCACACUGGAGAGAAACUUCUUCAGUGUAAGCAUUGUGGGAAAGCCUUCAAUUGGCCCACAUCCUUACAUAAACAUGUCAUGAGAAUGCACACUGGGUAAAUUAUAACUGAUAAAUACACUCAAAAUUAUGAGAAAACUUUAUUAAAUACACUCAAAAUUAUGAGAAAACUCCACUGGAGAGAAAUGGCUAUAAGUGUAAGUAAUACAGGAAGGCCUAAUGCAAAUUAAUUCACAUAUAAUACUCCAGAAAAUUCCUGACAUGAAGGAAAUGUUUUUAAAAGCUAAAAAUACAUUGUCUUUAUCAGCAGCUCAUUCUGAAACUCAGUCUCUGGACUAUGGAUUCUACUUGUUACUUCUGCAAAUGAGCAAUGAGUUGAGACAAUUCUGUAAGUAUACUUUAAGCAACAGUACAUAAGCUUUAAGUAGGUCGUGUUUUUUCUUAAAUCAGCUUAUAAAAUUUUUGUCUUUCCAUUUUGAAGUCUGUUGGAUCAAUGGGUGAGUUGAAAUAUAAUUGUACUACAUACUAGUAGGGUUAAUUUUUAUACAAAUUUUUAAUUGUUCUUUAAGUUAAAGGGGAUAAUGACACUUUGGUAUUUGUUAGGGUUUUCCUAUUGUCUUAUGUGGCAAGUACUAGAUAUUCCUUACCCAUGAUAAACAGUCCUCUUAGGAGAAAAACUUUGUUUUUCUUUCAUCAGAAGAGCCUUACUAAUUUUCCUUACUAAAGGAUAGUUGGCCUGAAUUUAUAAAUAUGCAAAGUUUAUCACUAGUUUGCAUAUAGUCUCACUUGAAUUACUAUUUACAUCUUUUCCCUUUACUCUGUCAUUCCCUCUGAUUUAGAAAAUAGACUUCACAGUAAGAAGAGCUACCUGUUUGAUAUCAGCCUCAAAUUUACAAAACAACCUUAAAAUGUUUACAAGUACAAUUAUUUUAGAUUUAAACUCACAGCUACAAUAUCUUUGCACCAAAGCUACAUUUUUUUCCCCCAUCAAUCCAAUAAAUCCUCCUAUGGUACUCUGAUGUCACCAUUUAAGGUAUCUUUUACCCAUAAAACAAUUAGAAUAAUUGUAUGAUAUCACUAAAGUCAGCCAGUGGUAUGACCAUCCCUCUAUUCAUAUUGAGGACCUACUAUGUGCCUGAGCUGGACACUAGAAAUACAACAGUGAAUAUAACUAAAGUGGUCAAUGCUUAUACAGUGUUUCAACUCUGCGAGGUUAAAGUUACAUUUCUAGCUACUUACCUAGGUGUUUUUAACACUUAAACUCUGAUUCAUUUUUUGUAAUAACAUUAUCUUAGAUAGACCAAUAAGCUUUUAUAUUUGCCAAAAAAGAGAGAGAGAAGAGACCUGUGACAGGACAAUAAAAUUGGAGAUGACUCCCCUGAAAUAUAUGUUAUGUCAACAUGGGUAAUGUUGUGACCUACAUUUUCUAGAACAUUUUCUGUUCUUUAUGUGGUUCCAUGUUAAAAUUCAAUAACCUCAUCUGAAUGAGAUUCGGAAAGCCUCAGUUUUUGAACCACAGAGCACAGAGAGACAGAUGCAUAGAUGUUUUAUAUAUACCUGCUUCCAAACCAUUUUCCUGGCUCGUUGUCCCGCCAGUCAAGCGGUCCUCAAUACUACCACCAACUACAUGACUACAUGACUUUCUCAAAGCUGUAGGUUCCCACGGAUGCCUCCACAAUACCCACAGCAAAGGUCACUUUGGAUUUCCCUACAAGCCCUCAUGUGUCCACCAAACAACAAAUUCAGACUGUCAUGUUUGAGAAUGUUCUCUGAAACGCUGACUCCCCUCUUCUCUAGACUGUAUUUGUAUAAGGUCUGAUUUGUAUAGUAAAUGCCUUGUUCUGUUAAUAUUUGCUAGUAACUAUGUGUUCCUGGUUGCACCAAAACGGCUACAAUGGUGCAGUCAGAAAGAACCUUGUGGGAGUCGGUUCCUCUGCUGCAUGUGCAGUGACUGCUCUGACACAGUCCUUCCAUGUGAGAAGUCGCACCUUCCUCAUAUUAGGUAUAUUGUGGAUAUAUCCAAUUACAGCUAAACAUAAGUCCUCAGGACAUUUUCAGUUAUGUUUGUAUGUGAUUUAAAGUGUUCAUUUUUUUGUCAAACAAAUGCUUCUAUAGAUGUUUCUUAGAAAUGUUUUAUUAACUCUUUCAGAGAGCUUGUGUACUGACAAAUAUUUUUUCCACUUCCUGACAGGAUAUAUUAAAUAAAACAUCCCAUUGCAAGUGCAGAUUUUUAUAUCAAUUUUGUGAUUUUUAUCAAGUUAAUCAUACAUUUUGAAGUUAACUUUUUUUUCUUAGUAUGUCUUUAUUGAUUUCAGAGAGAAGGAGAG